Molecule: messenger RNA, 1603 nt
Organism: Aspergillus saccharolyticus JOP 1030-1
Lineage: Eukaryota; Fungi; Ascomycota; Eurotiomycetes; Eurotiales; Aspergillaceae
Product: AP-1 complex subunit mu
Exons: 7
Coding region: 220-1560 (446 amino acids)
Biological process (GO): intracellular protein transport; vesicle-mediated transport
Cellular component (GO): clathrin adaptor complex; clathrin-coated vesicle
Molecular function (GO): clathrin-cargo adaptor activity
Source: RefSeq, a predicted model, not a curated record
CUGGAAGUCGAACUAGCCAUUGCUCGCUUAAUAUAUACUCUCAGUUCUAGUUCCAGCAUGUCGAGCAACUAGUGGUCUGGCUGGCCUCUCCCGUGAAUUCGCCAGCAUCUCGCUCCCGCUCCGAAUCCCCUUCCCACAUCUCCUUCUCCUUGAACGCUCGCGCGCUCUUGACCACCUUCUUGCUCCCCCGACGUCGCAUAUUUCCCCUAAUACCUCGCCAUGGCGUCGGCUAUUUUCUUCCUUGACCUGAAGGGCAAGACCCUUCUAGCCCGGAACUAUCGCGGAGACAUUCCUAUGUCCGCGGUCGAGAAAUUCCCCAUCCUCCUCAGCGACGCCGAAGAAGAAAGCUCCGCCGUCGCCCCCUGCUUCUCCCACGAGGGAAUCAAUUACCUCUACAUCCGUCACAGCAACCUCUAUAUCUUGGCUCUCACCAAGAAGAACACCAAUGCCACCGAAAUCCUCCUCUUCCUACAUAAGAUCGUCGAGGUCUUCACAGAAUAUUUCAAAGUGCUGGAGGAAGAAAGUAUCCGAGACAACUUCGUCAUUAUCUAUGAGCUGCUCGAUGAGAUGAUGGACUUUGGAUACCCGCAAACCACGGAGAGCAAGAUAUUGCAAGAAUACAUUACACAAGAAUCACACAAGCUCGAGGUUCAAGCCCGACCACCCAUUGCGGUCACCAAUGCCGUCUCCUGGCGAAGCGAGGGUAUCCGCUACCGCAAGAACGAAGUCUUCCUCGAUGUUGUCGAGUCCCUCAAUCUCCUUGUCUCCGCGUCUGGUAACGUGCUGCGAUCGGAGAUUCUGGGCGCUAUCAAGAUGAAGUGCUACUUGAGUGGAAUGCCGGAGUUGCGACUGGGUUUGAACGACAAGGUCAUGUUUGAGACGACGGGCCGUGCCACCCGCGGCAAGGCCGUGGAGAUGGAGGAUGUCAAGUUCCAUCAGUGUGUCCGACUCUCGCGUUUCGAGAACGACCGCACCAUUAGCUUCAUCCCUCCGGACGGAGAGUUUGAGCUCAUGAGCUACCGGCUGAACACGCAAGUGAAGCCGUUGAUCUGGGUGGAGUGUCUUGUUGAGUCUCACUCUGGUUCUCGCAUGGAAUACAUGUUGAAGGCCAAAGCACAGUUCAAGCGCCGCAGCACAGCCAACAAUGUAGAGAUUCUCGUUCCUGUCCCAGAAGAUGCCGACUCGCCGCGUUUCCGCACUAACAUCGGAACCGUCCACUACGCCCCCGAGAAGUCGGCAAUCAUCUGGAAGAUCAAGCAAUUUGGCGGCGGCAAGGAGUUCCUGAUGCGCGCCGAAUUGGGUCUUCCCUCCGUCAAGGGCGACGACGAGCACGGCGGUGGCAUGACCGGAGGCUUCGGAGGUAGCAUGGGUGGCACCGGCCAAGGCAAGGCCAAGCGGCCGAUCAAUGUCAAGUUCGAGAUCCCCUACUUUACCACCAGUGGUAUCCAAGUACGGUACUUGAAGAUCACAGAACCCAAGCUACAAUACCCCUCUCUCCCUUGGGUACGAUAUAUAACCCAGUCGGGCGACAUCGCCGUCCGCAUGCCAGAUGUACAAUGAUGUAUAGCGUCUCUUCCCGUUCCUUCCCUCACCACCUCGUCUU